AUGAUACUUGGAACAGAGGGUACUUAUGAAGUAGAAUAAAGUCACGGUGCCACCUGAACUGUGCAGAGUGAAGAGUUUUCUUUCCUGUCGUCUGUUGUCUAUACCAGUGUCUGACCAGAAAACCAAGCGCCAUGCCCACUGACGCCCAAACUGAUGCGCGCUCCUUCCUGACUGAGGAGAUGAUUUCAGAAUUCAAGGCUGCCUUCGACAUGUUCGACACAGAUGGAGGUGGUGACAUCAGCACCAAGGAGCUGGGCACCGUCAUGAGAAUGCUGGGUCAGAAUCCGUCUAGAGAGGAGCUGGAUGCCAUCAUUGAGGAGGUCGAUGAAGAUGGCAGUGGGACUAUCGACUUUGAGGAGUUCCUGGUCAUGAUGGUGCAGCAGCUAAAGGAGGACCAGACCGGAAAGAGCGAAGAGGAGCUUUCAGAAUGUUUUCGCAUUUUCGACAAGAACGGAGAUGGCUUCGUUGACAGAGAAGAAUUUGGAGAUAUCCUUCAUAUGACUGGAGAACAGGUCACAGAGGAAGAUAUUGAUGAAAUGUUUGGUGAAUCGGACUCAAACAAAGAUGGAAAAAUUGAUUUUGACGAGUUUCUGAAGAUGAUGGAGAAUGUCCAGUAAUGAGCCCAGUCCUACAUUCCUUCGCUAUAAAGCGUCUUGAGUAAAGAAACUCUGCAAAAAGCAAACUCUAAAUACCACAAAUAUAAAUCCCAUGGUUAAAAUAAUAUCUGUGAAAUAAAUUUCUUCACCCCCA
This is a messenger RNA of Girardinichthys multiradiatus, 750 nucleotides long. Its product is annotated as troponin C, skeletal muscle-like. Gene Ontology annotation, molecular function: calcium ion binding; enzyme regulator activity. The transcript is spliced from 6 exons. The record is from RefSeq and is a predicted model, not a curated record. Lineage: Eukaryota; Metazoa; Chordata; Actinopteri; Cyprinodontiformes; Goodeidae. The coding region runs from base 132 to 617 and encodes 161 amino acids.